CGGUCCAAGUCGAACUCUGCGUUUGUAAUAUAAAACAGAAGCAGAAGCGGCCGUCACACAAAUAAUCAUCAAGUGCAAUAGGAUUAGCGAUAGAGAGAUGGGGAAGCAGCAUGUGCCGGUGAAGGCGGUGGUGUACGCGCUGUCUCCUUUUCAGCAGAAGAUAAUGGCCGGCCUAUGGAAGGAUCUGCCGGGCAAGAUCCAUCACAAGGUCUCCGAAAACUGGAUCAACACCGUCCUCCUCCUUGGCCCUCUCGUUGGCACCUACGCGUAUGUCCAGAGAUACCAGGAGAAAGAGAAGUUGGAGCAUAGGUAUUGAGUGAAGUGAGUGGAUGUUCCACCAUUUUACUUGAAGAACUUGCAAUUAGCUGGCAACUUUGUUUAAGUUUUACAAUUUUAUUAACUAUAUUUUGCUGUUUGGGCAACCAAUAACAUUACUUUGGUGGUUUCUUUAAUGGAUGCUUUUUAUUGUGAACUGCAAAUAAAGGUUUUGUGUUAAAAUAAAUUUGACCAUUUGAUUGUUUUAA
Messenger RNA from Mangifera indica (mango), 524 nucleotides. RefSeq names its product cytochrome b-c1 complex subunit 8-like. NCBI's taxonomy places the organism in Eukaryota, Viridiplantae, Streptophyta, Magnoliopsida, Sapindales, Anacardiaceae. Bases 98 to 316 code for a protein of 72 amino acids. The transcript is spliced from 2 exons. The record is from RefSeq and is a predicted model, not a curated record. Gene Ontology annotation, biological process: mitochondrial electron transport, ubiquinol to cytochrome c.